GGUUUGAAGCUUUUUCGGUUUUACGAUUUCGGAUUUAUAAUGAUUUCUAAAAUAUGUAAACAAAAUGCAAAUUACAAAGUUUAAUAUUAUCUACAAUUUCAGUGGUCUAAGUUAAUUCAAUAACAUGAGUCCAUUAAAAUUACUUUUGCUUCAUUUGCGUUUAUUAUAAUAUUUGUUUUUUUACGAUCGGUGAUUGACAAUGUCUUUAGCCGAAGAACUGCUUGCGGAUUUGGAAGAGGAUGGCUACGAUGACAUUGAGCCGAUGGUCGUUGAAGAGGAAGCCAAUGAUAUACCACAAGAUAAUGCAUUAGUUUUGAAACAAUCUGAAUUCAAAAAUGUCAAAAUACGUGAUCUCGCCAAACUUAGAGAUUCCAAGCGGCUCGAAGACAUUAUGCAGCAAAUAGACGUAUUUCAAAAUCGACAAAGGAGGGCCGAUGAAGUUUUAGGCCCCGUUGAAACCGACCCUGAAUAUCGUUUAAUUGUCGAAGCUAAUAAUUUAAUAGUGGAAUUUGAUGAUGAAAUUUUGGUGAUACAUAAAUUUGUUCGAGAUAAGUAUUCAAAGAGAUUUCCUGAAUUAGAGUCCCUCGUAGUUGGACCAUUAGAAUACGUGCAGACAGUUAAAGAACUAGGAAAUACUCUUGAACAGUCAAAAAACAAUGAAGUACUUCCUACUUUCCUUACCCAAGCUACUAUUAUGGUAGUUUCUGUCACGGCAUCUACUACCCAAGGGCAAUUAUUAACAGACAAUGAAUUAAUAGAAGUGCGUGAGGGCUGUGACAUGGCUAUUGAUCUAAAUAAAUUGAAAUUAAAAGUAUACGAGUAUGUAGAAAGUAGAAUGACUUUUAUCGCUCCAAAUCUUUCCGUUAUAGUUGGUGCUUCGACGGCGGCUAAAAUUAUGGGCGUAGCAGGAGGAUUGACAAAUUUAUCCAAAAUGCCAGCAUGCAAUGUUUUAUUGUUGGGAUCUCAAAAAAAACUUUUAUCCGGAUUUUCACAAGUCAACGCAAUGCCACAUACUGGUUUUAUUUUUCAUUGUUCGUUAGUCCAAAAUAAUCCACCGGAUUUAAGGAGAAAAGCAGCCAGAUUAGUAGCUACUAAAAGUACGUUAGCUGCUAGAGUGGACGCUGCACAUGAAAGUGUAGAUGGUCAUAUUGGAAUGACGUUAAAAGAAGAUAUUGAAAAAAAAUUGGAUAAAUUGACGGAACCGCCUCCGGUCAAAUUUGUUAAGCCUUUACCUAAGCCCGUUGAUCCUGGCCGAAAGAAGAGAGGAGGCAAAAGAGUUCGUAAAAUGAAAGAACGCUUUGCUGUUACAGAAUUACGAAAACAAGCUAAUAGAAUGAAUUUCGCUGACAUUGAAGACGACGCUUAUCAAGAAGAUUUGGGUUACACUCGUGGAACUAUUGGAAAGUCAGGAACAGGUAGAAUUCGACACGCCCAAGUUGAUGAAAAGACCAAGGUUCGAAUUUCAAAAACUCUACAAAAAAAUUUACAAAAACAACAAGCGUGGGGUGGUGCGACUUCAGUGAAAAAACAAGUUUCCGGUACUGCUUCAAGUGUAGCAUUUACUCCACUUCAGGGAUUGGAAAUCGUUAACCCUCAAGCGGCCGAAUCUAAAAAUACUAGUACGAGUUCGGCUAGAUAUUUUUCCAAUACUGCUAGUUUUGUAAAUGUAACCAGUAAACAUUAAUCUGUAAAAAAAUAUAUAUACAUAUAUAUAAACAUAAAUAAUUAUAACAACUGUACUAGAGUUUUAAGUACAUUUUUUACUUU
Adelges cooleyi (spruce gall adelgid) is the source of this 1767-nucleotide messenger RNA. It is a transcript of the gene Prp31, whose product is annotated as U4/U6 small nuclear ribonucleoprotein Prp31. Bases 200 to 1684 code for a protein of 494 amino acids. Gene Ontology annotation, biological process: spliceosomal tri-snRNP complex assembly; mRNA splicing, via spliceosome. NCBI's taxonomy places the organism in Eukaryota, Metazoa, Arthropoda, Insecta, Hemiptera, Adelgidae. The record is from RefSeq and is a predicted model, not a curated record. Gene Ontology annotation, cellular component: precatalytic spliceosome; U4 snRNP; U4/U6 x U5 tri-snRNP complex. The transcript is spliced from 10 exons.